Molecule: messenger RNA, 525 nt
Organism: Nematostella vectensis (starlet sea anemone)
Lineage: Eukaryota; Metazoa; Cnidaria; Anthozoa; Actiniaria; Edwardsiidae
Product: ATP synthase subunit g, mitochondrial
Exons: 2
Coding region: 49-393 (114 amino acids)
Biological process (GO): proton motive force-driven ATP synthesis
Molecular function (GO): proton transmembrane transporter activity
Source: RefSeq, a predicted model, not a curated record
CCGCGACGCAUGCUGGGUACCGGCCUCCGUCCAUGAGAGAAAUCCAAGAUGGCGCAAAGGAUAGCCAAGUUGGGAUCGAAAAUCGCAACACAAGCGCCUGCUUUGGCUACUAGGCUAACUUUUCAGGCAACUGCUACUGCCAGAAAGGCUCAGCCUAUGCUGGGAAAGUUCUGGACCAAUGCAAGAGUAGAGUUGGCUCCACCAAUGCCAUCUGAGUGGCCUGCAAUCCAGAAGUCCUUCAUGAACCUCAAGGAUGCAGCACUAUCAGGGAGGUUCCUGAAUGUUACCGUCAAGGAGGGUGUGGCCAACACGCUGGUUGCUGCAGAGAUUGCGUUCUGGUUCUACAUCGGAGAGAUAAUUGGCAGACGAAGCCUCAUUGGCUACAAUGUGUGAUGGAUUGAUAAAGAUUGUAAAUUUGUGUUAACUUGUCUGGUAUACUACUCUGUGUGAUGGUAUUUAAUAUGCCACUCUUGAAUGAAGGGAAUUUGUGGCUGUGAUCUCUUUCAAUAAAGUGUUUUUAUUGUU